CCAUCAGGGAACAUGAGUGAAUUUUGACACAAACUAGGCCGCUGCAUGCUAAAGAGACCCCAGUCACAGAAGAAGAGGAGAUGGAUUGACUGGACCAUGACUGGGGAACCAAUGAAUUUUGUCCACCUGACUCAUAUUGGCUCUGGGGAGAGAGAUGGACUUGUCAUGACAGGUGCAUUCAGGAGCAGAUUAGAUCCAAGGGAAACUAAAAGGCCGUAG
Molecule: messenger RNA, 219 nt
Organism: Cervus elaphus (red deer)
Lineage: Eukaryota; Metazoa; Chordata; Mammalia; Artiodactyla; Cervidae
Product: CDC42 small effector protein 1-like
Exons: 1
Coding region: 46-219 (57 amino acids)
Biological process (GO): regulation of Rho protein signal transduction
Cellular component (GO): plasma membrane
Molecular function (GO): small GTPase binding
Source: RefSeq, a predicted model, not a curated record